UACUUUUGACAAAUAAUGUUUUCUCUUUCUUUACAGAUAUUUUCCAAUUUAUCCCUGAAUGAGCGCUGCCUUUCAGCAUCAUUAGUUUGUAAAUAUUGGCGUGACCUCUGUUUAGAUUUUCAGUUUUGGAAGCAGCUGGAUCUGAGUAGUCGCCAACAGGUCACUGAUGAAUUGUUGGAAAAGAUAGCAUCAAGAAGCCAGAAUAUUACUGAAAUCAAUAUUUCUGACUGCCGCAAUGUAUCUGAUACAGGAGUUUGCAUAUUAGCAUGUAAAUGUCCUGGACUGCUAAGGUACACUGCUUACAGGUGUAAGCAGCUUUCUGACACCUCUAUCAUGGCAGUUGCCUCUCAGUGUCCUCUUCUUCAGAAAGUACAUGUAGGCAAUCAAGACAGACUCACUGAUGAAGGUUUAAAGCAGCUGGGUUCAAAAUGCAAAGAAUUGAAAGACAUUCAUUUUGGUCAGUGUUACAAGAUCUCAGAUGAAGGAAUGAUUAUUAUAGCUAAAGGCUGCCUGAAGUUGCAAAGAAUAUACAUGCAAGAAAACAAAUUAGUAACAUUACAAAAUGUCUGUAUUUUUGAAGAAACAUGCCCCAAGCUUGUGUAUGUAGGUUUUGUGCAAUGUUCCACAACAUCUAAAAUAUCAGUGUAUAAGACUAACCUAAGAAAUCUUUCUAGCCUGGAUCUGCGUCAUAUCACAGAACUGGAUAAUGAAACAGUGAUGGAAAUAGUAAAGAGAUGCAAAAACCUUAAUUCGCUCAAUCUGUGUCUGAACUGGAUCAUUAAUGACAGGUGUGUGGAGGUGAUUGCCAAAGAAGGCCGGAACCUGAAAGAACUGUAUUUGGUAUCGUGUAAGAUCACUGACUAUGAUUUUGCACUUUACUGGAGUUUGCAUGGGUGCUCAAGGGUAUACUGCUCUGCAGAGUUCAGGAUUUAAACGUGAGGGAGAGUGGGCCAGAACCACCAUUUUCUCUAUCUAUAGUUGUUUAUACUUCCAUGAGCAGAAUAGAUCCUGUCAAAAUUGAAAAUGUAGAUUUUCUUGACUUUCUAUUACUUGGCCAUGGUGAAUUUGUGAAUCUGUGAAUGGCAAUAAUCUGCUGGAAUUUCAUGAAAGAGGAUUCUCUCCACAGAACUCAAAGGGACAGUGCAGAUGUUUCUUUUCACUGCUAUAACAUCAGAGGUAUAUAUUUUUAAGUGAAACUGUCUCUUUGUGUACUAUAGAUCUACUAGCUCUGCUUCCUGUCCCUACUAACUUUGGCACCCAUGUGAAAGUUAUUCUAAUGGAAAGAAUAGGAUACACAACUUGAGACUUGUGGCAAGUAGAUGAAAUCAGCUAAAAAGUAAACGCCUGACUUCUUGUGGGAUCAUUUAGUUGGGUCUCUACUUGUCUUACAAAGACUUGAAGCUUCACAGGCAUAGUUGUUCAGGCUUCCACUAGGAGGUGGGUAAGUUGUGUCCAGAGAUCUGUGAGACCAUGACUUGAGUGGGAGCGUAGAGCUGUAUGUGACUUUGUUCUGUUAUUUGAUGUUCCUAAUACUCCUGAGUCUAUGAAUGCAUUUCUUUUGUUUGUGAAGUUACCUUAAACAUCAUGUUUUUGUUUUUGCUUUGGAAAUUAGAGUCUUGACACCAACUUUUAAUUGUUACAGUAGAUAUUUUCUCUGGGUUUUUACAACGUACCUAGGGCUGGUGAGCUGGUUCCUUGCAGCUUGAUGAAAUACAGAUGUGGGGUUUCAAAAGCUCUCUUUGAAACUGUUCAGCUUGUAAUUUAAAAGUGGUUACCCGGCUACUGCAGGUACUGUCUUAUGGUUGCUUAGCAGUUCAACUGGAGAAAAUAAAUACUGAUAUUUCUAAUUUCCAGUACAACUUA
This is a messenger RNA of Meleagris gallopavo (turkey), 1863 nucleotides long. The record is from RefSeq and is a predicted model, not a curated record. Lineage: Eukaryota; Metazoa; Chordata; Aves; Galliformes; Phasianidae.